Molecule: messenger RNA, 1028 nt
Organism: Caenorhabditis elegans
Lineage: Eukaryota; Metazoa; Nematoda; Chromadorea; Rhabditida; Rhabditidae
Gene: hlh-34
Product: Helix-loop-helix 34
Exons: 4
Coding region: 41-1009 (322 amino acids)
Biological process (GO): regulation of DNA-templated transcription
Cellular component (GO): nucleus
Molecular function (GO): protein dimerization activity
Source: RefSeq, marked reviewed
AUGUAUUUUAUUUGUCGCUUGACUUAUAACCACUUGAGAAAUGGAGACUAAUCUUUCUGAAGAAAAACAAAAACCGUCAAAAUCACAAGCCCAGCAGAGAAGACAAAUGGAAAAUUAUGAAUUCUCACAGCUAGCCAAUGAACUUCCAUUGGCAAGAGCAAUUUCUGGACAGCAUAUUGAUAAAACAACGAUGGUUAGAUUAGCAACUGCUUAUAUCAAACUUCACAAUAUAUUUGGGCAAUCUCAAAGAGCCUACAGUUCAGCUGACUAUUAUUAUGGAAGUGACUCUUUAUGGACUAACAAUCAUUUAGAUCUACUAGAUGGAUUCUUUGUGAUACUGGACAGGCGCGGAGAUGUACUUUACAUAAGUGAAACUAUUAGUAUUUACUUGGGCUUGUCACAAGUUGAAAUGACUGGCAACGCGAUGGUUGAUUAUAUUCAUGAACAGGAUAUCAAUUGCUUUAACUCGGCCCUUAACUAUUGUGACCUUAAUUGGCCUCAAAUGUGCAACGUACGUGUUAAAUCUAGUCUCACAAAGCGAGCAAACAAGGAUGCAGUUCGUGCUUCACCUGGAUACAAGGUUCUUCGUCUAGAAAUUACAAUGGGUCCAAAUACAAAUACUAGAAUGAUUGCAUGUUAUCCAAUGCCUACUCCAGUUCUUUCUACAGUAACCAUUCCUUCUAAUUCAUUUGUUAUCAUUACAUCCAUCGAUCUUCAUAUAACAUUUGCUGAUGAAAAAGCUCAUCAGUUGCUUAAUAACCCAUUUUACCCAGAUUCAAAUAUCAAAGGAAUGUCAUUAUAUUCACUGAUUGAUAUCUCAGAUUCUGAAGUUAUAUCAAAAAUGCAUUUCGAUAUUUUCAACCUGGGCGCUUAUAAAACCCCGUACUAUCGAAUGAUCUUGAAUCAAACAAGUGAAACUUUUUACGUCGAGUCAAAUAUUUUUCGUCAUACUUCGAUUUCCUCUAAACAGUUUAAUGACUCGAUCACAUUUGUUUCCUCAAUUCUAUGACCUCCAACUUUAUUUUAUU